Molecule: messenger RNA, 660 nt
Organism: Cylicocyclus nassatus
Lineage: Eukaryota; Metazoa; Nematoda; Chromadorea; Rhabditida; Strongylidae
Source: the annotation of a GenBank genome assembly
AUGGAAUUGCUGGUCGGAGCUGACGUUCGGAAACUGGUCGGUGUCUGGAUUGAUGCCGGAUCCAGAUAUGAGACCCUAGCGAAUAAUGGUACUGCACAUUUUCUCGAGCAUAUGGCUUUCAAGGUCUCUUUACCGAAGCAGCUGAAUGCGUGUCUGCAACUCUAUGAGGAAUUUUAUGACUCGCGGCAUACGGGUCGCAAGCUUCAGUGGCAACCACGACUUGGUCAGUGCGUUCUCAAAGCGAAUUUCCGACCAGGGUGCGACAAAGAGUUGAAAGUAUCGUUAUUCCAAGCAACAGUGUUACUACUUUUCAAUGAUCAACCAUCUUGGACAGCUGUCGAUAUCAUGAUGGUCACAAAACUAGAACAAAAGGAAUUUGUUCGCACGAUGGUAUCCUUGUCAUGCGCCAAAGUUCGUGUUUUGCACAAAACUCCGACAAACAAAGAGGAAGAAGAAUACAAAGCAGUAGAAGAAGAAGUCAACCAAGAUCGACAGUACCAAAUUGAUGCAGCCAUUGUGCGUGUCAUGAAGACACGCAAAAAGCUCAACCAUCAGCUGCUGAUCUCAGAAUUAUUCGCACAGCUUAGAUUCCCGGUUCGAGCAGCAGAUUUAAAAAAAACGAAUAGGCUCGCUUAUAGAGAGAUAUCUACGGCGAUGUGA